AUGCAGGGAGUUAUCAUGAACAAGGUUAGCGCCGACAACGUAACGGUUCAUCGACCGAAGCGCUACGCACCCGGAACGCUGAGCUCCUUGCUUGGGACGCGUCCGGCGUUAGUCGGGCGGCUCCGACGCGCUAUCUGGGUCGCCGCCGCGCCCGCACUGGCGGCGCGCGCAGCGGGCGCGGGCGGGCGGCGGGAGGCGGGGGCGGCGUACCGCAGCGCUCAGUCGCGCCCCGGCCGCGGCCCGUCCCCGUGCAGCCCUAGCCUCGCCCGCCGCCGGCCGCGCGCCCGCCCAUGCCGCGCCCGCGCCGCCGCUAGCGCGGCAUGGCCGGCGAGCCGCCCGCCGCCGCCCAGCCGCGGGCAGGAGCGAGCCGCGCCCGUAUCGACCGUCGGAGUCGACUCAGUGGCGCCCGCCGCGUCGUCGCCUCGUCGUUCAGCGCGGCUCAAGCGUCCACAUUGUGAUCCCGUGACUCGUCAUCCUCGCGAAGGUGGCAGCGCCUGGCGCCCUGCUGCAGACGAGACCGCGGGCGAGGCCGCGCGGUGCGCUUGUUUACACAACGGCCGCGCGGCGACCGAUAUAGCGGCCGCAGUAAACAGCACGCGGCGC
Brenthis ino (lesser marbled fritillary) is the source of this 603-nucleotide messenger RNA. The record is from the annotation of a GenBank genome assembly. NCBI's taxonomy places the organism in Eukaryota, Metazoa, Arthropoda, Insecta, Lepidoptera, Nymphalidae.